AGAAGUCUUCGGCGCCACCUGGAGUGUCACAAAAGUCGCAAUUGGGGAUCCGAUGGUCUACGUUUUGCCGCCAAAUUAUUGCGCUAAAUUGUUGAUAUUUGUUGACUUGAGAAAGAGAAACGAGAAAUUUAAUCUUGUAGACUUGUCAGCUUAUAUUCAUUGAUUACGAUUUACUGGGAGAUAACACGUGUUUGCAAGAUGACAUCGGUUGAAAUAAGAGAUUGGACACCUGAAUACUAUGUUUCAAAUCAGUUGAACUGUCAGAAGAUUUUAGAAAGUCGGAAUAUACUGACAAAAAUACCUUUAUUAAAUAAUACUCAAUUGCAUGACAUCAAAGACAAAGAGUUGGUGAGAUUCCGAGGGAUGAUUCAGGAUAUGUAUGAUCCUGAGUAUUAUUUGAAGCAAUACGAAGUGAAGAACACAAGCACUGGGGAGAGUAACAUCAGAUGUGGAAUGUACAUGGAUGCAGCUCAAUGUCUGCCGCAUGAAAUGGUUUUGUUAUAUUCCAAGAAUAAUCAAACUUCGGGAAGACAAACUUACGUUGUGAUCUCUAUACCUGGAUUAAAUGACUGGGCAAAGGAAGAGAGCAUGGCCAUACAGACACCCCGUACAACGACACACAAUGACAGUACCAAUAAAAGAAGUCUAGAUGAGAACGACUUAGAGGAAAUGGACUACUCGGAACCUGUUACGAAAAAAGAGAAAGUCUCUGCAGAUAAUAAUGAUGUAAAUAUGACCGAUGCUGAAGGCAGUGCAAAAGUUCAAAGUGUGUUAUCAGAAGAUCAUAUAUUGAACUUUCCGAUACCAAUUGAUGGUGGAAAAACUUGUAUAGUAAAGAUUUACAAUGAUACCGUCUUAAAAUUGAACCAAGUUAUAGAUAUAAUAGGAUUUAUAUCGUUGGAUCCAUCAUUAAGUAUAAUUCAAAGUUCUGAUGAUGAGAUGAAUGAAGCUGAAAUACAAACUCAUAAUCCACCAGCUUCUCUAGUACCUCGAUUACAUGCAGUAAAAAUAAUUGAGCUUACAAAACCUAUAAUUAUAAAUGCUCCAGAAAUUUUAUCUAAAGCACAACUCAUCAGAGGUGAUUUGCACAUAAUAUUGAGUCAGUUGCUGUUUGGAGAUACUUUAGCUGCGGAUUACAUGAUAUGCCACUUGCUUUCUAUGAUGUAUCUGAGAAAAGAAUCGUUUAGUCUCUUUACAUUUCCGCUGAAUAUAACGAAUAUCCCAGUGAAUAAACAUAAAACUUUUCCGAAGGAGUUUUAUAACUUUUUAAAAUUAUUUGUAAAGAAAAGCUACUUUUUGGAAAUUACUUUGGAGAAUUUGAAUGAACUAGCUUUAAUUCCGAAGAAGGACUACGAAUGUAAUAGACUGACAAGUGGUAUUCUCCAACUAAGCGAUAAUACGCACCUUAUAUUAGAUGAGACAGGUUUAAACCCUGGUACACUUACUGCAACUGGCAGAGAGAAUUAUCAAGCUCUCUCCGAUUUACUUAUGUUUCAAAAACUAAAAUACGACUUUCAGUUUUAUACAAUAGAAUACGAAACGGACAUUCCGAUUCUAAUCUUUUCUGAUGCGAAAUCGUUUGUUCCUUGUCCUACGCAAGUUGUUUUAAAUGUUGAUGCAGAAACGGAAAAUUUAUAUAGCCAAGUAACUGAAGCUGCACAUCAGUAUUUGAAAGACGAUAAUCGAUUAGUUAAUAUUCGGCAAUACAUAGAAACCUUGAAGUACACAAGGCCCUUCAAUCUUACCGAAGGAAUGGCAAAAAUCAUUCAAAAAGAUUUUGUGAAGUUGCUCGGAGAACACAGGAAUCAUAUAACUAAGGACGAUCUAAACGCAAUGGUGAUUUUCGCCAAAGUUAUGGCCUUAUCUUGCGGACAAACGACGUUAGAUAUAGACUGCUGGAAGAACGUUGUGCAGUUGGAAAAUGAAAGAAUGAGUAGGCUGUCACAACGUAGAAGACUGUGUGGAUAUCGCUUUAAAUGCUUCUGAGAGAAUGACACGAUCACGGCCGAUCCCUAAAUAAAAUAAUCGCAGAACCGUAAAAGCGGACUACCGGUGACCCAGUAAAUGGAGCCUUCACUUUGUAGCGGUCACGGUGGGAUAACCAGCUGAAGUCACUCCUACACGGUUGUCACGAGUCUCGACUAUUAAGAUCUGAAUAAAUCGUAUCUGGGUCGUUGAACCAUCUUCCCGUGUCCAUCAUAAGAUCAGUGUCAAAAAAGUGAAGUGUCUCGAUAUCUAGCAGAUCGUUUGAAAUAUUACUGUUAUAGAAAAAGGAUGGUUUUGCUAAGUAUCUAAAAUUUAGCUAAAUACAGGUCUGAAAAUGAUUUUGCUGGACUAUCAAAAUCAUUAGAAUAAAAUUUACUUCUCUUCAAUACCAAGAAGGACUUGAUUCAACUAAGAUUUUACCUCAUUUGUCCAUCCA
Acromyrmex echinatior (Panamanian leafcutter ant) is the source of this 2422-nucleotide messenger RNA. Its product is annotated as mini-chromosome maintenance complex-binding protein. Gene Ontology annotation, biological process: DNA-templated DNA replication. The record is from RefSeq and is a predicted model, not a curated record. Lineage: Eukaryota; Metazoa; Arthropoda; Insecta; Hymenoptera; Formicidae. Gene Ontology annotation, molecular function: chromatin binding.